GGGACCCUCCUCGAGCCCAGGCUCAAGCUUUCCUCUCCACAAAUCUCUAGUUCUGCAUCAGCUGAAAGGAAGAUCCAUGUCCGCCCCGUCGGUUCGCCGGAUCAAGGAUCGCGGCGGCGCCGGAGCCAAGAUCGCGGCUCCCAGACCAGGUAAGCCUCUGACUCCGCUCUCCAACGCCAGAUCAGUCCUCGGGAAGGAGAAUUCCAGCUCCAAGCCGAACCCCAAGGUUCCGCUCACGUCGGCGCAGAAGCCCGCGCUGCGUGUCGUGCCGCGGGUGUCGAGCGACGGGGCCCGGUGGCCAUCCGUGCCUAGGGGGCGAAGCCCCAGCCCUUUGGGCGGGAGGGUUGGCUCGGAUGGGAAGAAAGACAGGUUAUUGCCUAGGGUUUCGCUGGAGGGGCGGGAGGCGGAGAAGAAGGAGAAGAGAGGGAUUAGGGAGGUGGGUGUGGGGUUGAAAUCGAGGGACGAGAGUGGUGGUCGUGGGUCUAAGGUUUUUAGGGAUUUGAAGGAUAAGGUGAAGAAGGGCGGGACUUGUGAGCAAUCAUCAAUUGUGAAAGUAGGAGUAAGGGGCAAAAAUGUACAUAAAAUGAAUGGAGAAGCGUGUGUUGAUUCUGAAAGUUCGGCCAAGUCGAGUAAGGUAGAUACUCAAUUAGAUUUGAAGGGUCGUGCUGAAGAGGUUAGUGUUGAUUUAAGAGGUCAGCCUUUGCAUGAACUAUCGAUGGAUAAGAAAUCAGAAGAGGGAACAAAUGCUAAAUUGGCAUACUCAUCUGAUGUUACCAGUGAAAUGAUUGGAAAUGCGAGUGAGAAAUGUUUGAGCAGUUCAGGGGUUUCAGAGAAACCAAAGGAGAAGGGGUUGAGCUCUGAAGCUGUUAAUAGUCAAGUGGGUAACAAACAUCCGAGUAGGCUACAUGAAAAGCUUGCCUUUUUAGAAGGUAAGGUUAAGAGGAUCGCUUCAGAUAUUAAGAGGACUAAGGAGAUACUGGAUUUGAAUAAUCCAGAUGAGUCCAAAGUUAUACUUUCGGAUAUCCAGGAAAAGAUUUCAGGGAUUGAAAAGGCGAUUGGUCAUGCCAUAGGUGAUUCUGACGGUAAGAUGGCUGCUGUAAAGAACACUGCAAUUGCUGUCCUUGAGAGUGACAAACCGGUCAGCAAUAUUCAGGUUGAGAAAAAGAGUAGCUCGAAAUGUGCAGUUAAAGUUUUGAAUAGUGAGGAAUUAGAAGCUCGACUCUUUCCUCAUCACAAGCUGCUCAGAAGUCGAACCUCCGUGGAGGCAUCAGUAGCAAGCAUACAGUCAUCAAGUAAAGCAGGAGCGCAUGAGAAGAAUAUUUCUGAGGCUAAUUCUAUGUCAAAGGUAGAAGAGAAGUUGAACCCUGAUGACAACCCAAUAGCUUUGGAGUUUUUGGCUUCAUUAGAUGAGAAGCAAUCUAAGAUCUCCGUCAGGGAUCAGAAGUCUGGCAUGGAGAUCUGUGCGGUUCAAGAAAUGGAUGAUGUUGCAACUUCAGCAGUAGAAGAGAAAUCUGUUGACAGGAAGGCUGAGCCAGAGAUGAUUCUUACAACUGAUGAAAAGCUUGAUGAAUUUGAUGAUCAGGAGAACAUUCAGGAGCUUAUAAUUGGAGACGAGAAUGAAGACACUUAUGCUUAUCAACUGCAUGAGAUAGGUAGCAAGACCUCCACUGGAGGUUGGUUUGUGUCAGAGGGAGAGGCAGUUCUCCUUGCUCACGAUGAUGGCUCAUGUUCCUACUAUGACAUUGCCAAUUCGGAGGAGAAAGCUGUAUAUAAGCCCUCCUUGGCAAUCUCACCUAACAUAUGGAGGGAUUGUUGGAUUAUGCGUGCUCCCGGUGCAGAUGGGUGUUCAGGGAGGUACGUUGUUGCAGCCUCUGCUGGAAAUACCAUGGAUGCGGGGUUUUGCUCCUGGGAUUUCUACACCAAAGAUGUUCGAGCUUGCCAUAUUGAGGAAGGUGGUGCUGUGAUUUCUUCAAGAACAGUACUUGGCCCUUUACCUAGUAACACUUCAUAUAGAAGAAGUGCUCUGUCUAGUAUUAUGGUCCCAGAAAAUCGACAAUGGUGGUAUAAGCCAUGUGGACCUCUAAUUAUCUCAGCAGCCACCUGCCAGAAGGGUGUCCGAGUCUAUGAUAUACGGGACGGGGAGCAAAUUAUGAAAUGGGAGGUGCAGAAGCCUGUGUUAGCAAUGGACUAUUCGAGUCCUUUGCAAUGGAGAAACAGAGGCAAAGUUGUUAUAGCUGAAGCUGAGACAAUUUCUCUUUGGGAUGUGAAUUCUCUUAACCCGCAACCAUUACUUUCCGUGCCUUCCUCCGGACGAAAAAUAUCAGCCCUUCACAUUAACAACACUGAUGCUGAAAUUGGUGGAGGGGUUCGACAAAGAGUCAGUUCAUCGGAAGCCGAAGGCAAUGAUGGCAUAUUCUGCAGUGCCGAUUCAAUCAAUAUCAUGGACUUCCGCCAUCCAUCUGGCGUGGGACUCAAGAUACAAAAGCUCGGGAUCAGCGUGCAGUCAGUCUUCUUUCGUGGUGAUUCGAUUUUUCUGGGCUGCACAAGCCUUAAAUCGGUAGGAAAGAAAGUGAGUUGCACACAGGUGCAACAGUUCUCCUUGCGCAAACAAGGCCUAUUCAGCACUUAUGCUUUGCCUGAGUCAAACUUACACUCCGAUCACGUCGCAAUAACUCAAGUUUGGGGCAACUCGAACCUGGUCAUGGGGGCGAGCGGGCAAGGACUGUUUGUGUUUGAUGCUGUGAGGGAUGAAGCUUUGCAGUCUCUUGGGUGUGGAAGCACACAAAAUGUUAGAGAAGUCAUCGGUCCGGAUGACUUGUACUCGCCUUCUUUCGACCAUCUGUCCUCGCGUGCUCUCCUCAUAUCAAGAGAUCGCCCAGCAUUGUGGAGGCACUUGUCUUAGACAUGACAAGCAGUUGUUGCCUAGGUGGUCUGGUUUCGGAAAGAACUGCAUGGGGGAUCUCAUCUUUUUCCUUGUUCUUGCCAAUAGAGGUGAAGGGCUUUGUUAUUAUCAUGAUCUGCCCUUAUGGUGCCCCUCAUUUUCUGCUUCUGGAUGUGAAGGUCCUUAAUGACUUAAUGUAAUGUUCUUAUUUAUCAUAAUAGGAACCUAUCCUGCA
This is a messenger RNA of Rhodamnia argentea, 3116 nucleotides long. RefSeq names its product KIN14B-interacting protein At4g14310. The transcript has 3 exons. The record is from RefSeq and is a predicted model, not a curated record. Gene Ontology annotation, molecular function: protein binding. Lineage: Eukaryota; Viridiplantae; Streptophyta; Magnoliopsida; Myrtales; Myrtaceae. Bases 77 to 2902 code for a protein of 941 amino acids.